Molecule: messenger RNA, 5892 nt
Organism: Conger conger (European conger)
Lineage: Eukaryota; Metazoa; Chordata; Actinopteri; Anguilliformes; Congridae
Gene: ehbp1
Product: EH domain binding protein 1
Exons: 26
Coding region: 923-4816 (1297 amino acids)
Molecular function (GO): protein binding
Source: RefSeq, a predicted model, not a curated record
CCUAGCUUGCUGGUAUUCACAGGCGGAUAAAAUAGCUCGGAUAGAUAUUUCAGUUGACCAAUAAAAUAGUCACCUUGUAAGAAAAUGCAAAGAAGCCAACUUAUUAUGCAUGUAUCUAGGACAGGAAAGGCUCUUUCUAUGAGAGAGGGUUAGUAAAUAUUUACGCGUUAAUGUGCCAUACGAACCAAUAGCGAAUAGCUGGAGGCGUUCACUUGAGCAGUUAGCUAGCUGGCUAGAUAAGUUUGAGUGAAUGGUAGGGGGCAAUGAUGGAGGCUUGAUUGCAGAGUUUUUAAGUGCUAGAUUGCUGGAAUCCACAUUCUCAUAUUGGACUAUUACGCCUUCCCCGUUGUUUCUUGAGAGGAAACCAUGUUUUAUACUUAUGUUUAUCUUGCGAGCUACAUAGCAUCGUUAACUUAAUAAGCGAUUCAAAUGGUAGCUGUACUUGGAGAUCAAUCCGCUUGCUUGCUUUUUCAUUUAAAUGGUUGAUGAUACUGCUGGAGUAACUGUUAGCUGGCAAUGAUCUCGCUAGCAAGUCAUGCAACCAUAUAACAGACUAGUUUGCUAAACAAUUGAGGGCUGCAAAGCAUGAGAUGAAUUCCUAGCAACAACAAAAAAAAUCUGAUUUGGGGAAGCCCUUUCCUUUGCGGCCAUGCACGAUCCUGCCAGUCUCGACUGCCAUCAGAUGAAGGAUAUCAUGCCACCUCUUCCACUUUUACCCUGAUGUUUUGAGAAGGCAUGCCAACUCAGCAAAAGAAGAGGAAUCUUAGCGAUACUGUUGUAUAUAUCCGUUCAUUUUAAAAUGUCAACGACGCGUGUGCAGAAGUUACAAAAUAUUGCGGGAUCAUUUUGAACAUCUGCCACAAAGAAAACACGACCGUGCAAACGAGGAGUACGCAAAGAAUAUCUCCGUUGAUCAAGAAAUAUGGCUUCGGUUUGGAAAAGGUUGCAACGUGUGGGAAAACAUGCGUCCAAAUUCCAGUUCGUGGCAUCUUACCAGGAACUCAUGGUGGAAUGCACAAAGAAAUGGCAACCGGACAAACUCGUGGUCGUGUGGACGCGCCGGAGUCGACGGAAAUCCUCCAAGUCUCAUAGCUGGCAGCCUGGCAUUAAGAACCCGUACAGAGGAGUGGUGGUGUGGCCUGUUCCGGAGAACGUGGAGAUCACAGUCACUCUGUUCAAGGACCCUCAUGCGGAAGAGUUUGAAGACAAGGAGUGGACGUUCGUUAUUGAAAAUGAGUCCCCCUCGGGCCGGCGGAAGGCCCUGGCCACCAGCAGCAUCAACAUGAAGCAGUACGCCAGCCCCAUGCCCACGCAGACCGACGUCAAGCUCAAGUUCAAGCCGCUGUCCAAGAAGGUGGUCGCAGCCACGCUCCAGUUCUCCCUCUCCUGCAUCUUCCUGCGCGAGGGCAAGGCCACGGACGAGGACAUGCAGAGCCUGGCCAGCCUGAUGAGCAUGAAGCAGGCCGACAUCGGCAACCUGGACGACUUCGAGGAGGAGAACGAGGAGGACGAGGAGAACCGGGUGAACCAGGAGGAGAAGGCUGCUAAGAUCACAGAAAUAGUAAAGCAGUUGAAUGCCCUCAGCAGCUUAGAUGAGGAUCCUGAUGACUGCCUAAAGCAAGCGAAUAAGCCGUCCGCUAAGUCGGCCAGCUCUUCUGAAGAGCUCAUCAGCAAGCUGAACUUCCUGGAGGACGAGGAUCUUGCUUCCGGCAUGAGCACCAACCCCUUUGACGACCCCGCAGAGCUCAACCCCUUUGACGACCCCCACGACACGGCCGAGCUCAACCCCUUUGAUGACCCCCACGACCCCGCCGAACUCAACCCGUUUGGGGAUCCUGACGAGGAAGAGCCCGUCUGCAGACCCUCCUUCCAGGCCAGGGAGAAGGACGAGGAGCUCUUCUUUGACCAGGAGUCCUCCAACCCUUUCUACGAGGCCGAGCCCCAGGCUCCGGAGUACCUCAACCCGUUUGACGAACCGGAGCCGGAACCGGGACCGGAGCGGGAGCCGCGGCCGGAGAGGGGCUGGGGGGACGGCCGGGCGGGGGAGUCCCCCCCCAAACCCGCCCAGCGGAGGAACGUCGGGCCCGUGGACAUGAGCAAGUACCUCUACGCCCAAACCGCCCGGGCGCGGGAGGAGCAGCUCGAGGAGUCCAACCCCUUCUUCGAGCCCAGGUCCUCCAGCCCUGCCGGGGCCUCGCGCCCCUCCCCGGACCUCAGCGUGGAGAGGAGGCAGAAGAGGGCGGCCCCCACUCCGCCCGCCCCGGCCCCCGCCCCGCCGGCACCAAAGACGGCCCCCGAGAGGCCCACGGGCGUGCCCACCGCUGUAGCGUCUGCAGUGGGGAGAGAGCUGGCCUCCGCCUCCCCCAAGCCGAGUCCCAUCCCCAGUCCAGUGUUGGGGGGCAAGCCCAAUGCCAGCCAGUCCCUGCUGGUGUGGUGCAGGGAGGUGACCAAGGACUACCGUGGAGUGAAGAUCACCAACUUCACCACCUCCUGGAGGAACGGGCUGGCCUUCUGCGCCCUGCUGCACCACUUCAGACCGGACUACAUAGACUACAAAUCCCUCAGUCCUCAGGAUAUAAAGGAAAACAACAAGAAGGCGUACGAUGGCUUUGCCAGCCUGGGCAUCUCGCGGCUGCUGGAGCCCUCGGACAUGGUGCUGCUGGCGAUCCCGGACAAGCUGACGGUGAUGACGUACCUGUACCAGAUCCGGGCGCACUUCAGCGGCGAGGAGCUCAACGUGGUGCAGAUCGAGGCCAACAGCAGCCGCAGCACCUACAAGGUGGGCGACUUCGAGACGGACACCAACAGCUCCAUCGACCAGGACAAGUUCUACGCCGAGCUCAACGACGUCCACCGAGAGGCCGAGGCGCAGCCUGCGGGCGCCACGCCCAACGGGGCGAGCGCAUCGCUGGACGAGGAGGCGGAGCCUGUGGUUAUCGCCGCGGCGCCGCUGUCCGUGGCAGAAGACCGCCCCCCGCCCGCUCCCACUCAGGCUCCUGCCCCCCCCGCAGGGUCCCAGCCGCCCCCCUCCUCCUCCAGGACCCCUGACCCCGCCCCGGCCUCCAGGCCCGACGGCGGGAUGGUGGUGCGAGACGCGGCCCAGACGGUGGCGGCCCCUAGUGGCCGGAGGCUGCCCAAGGCCCACACCACCGACCUGGGCCAGCUGCAGGCCAGGAUGGAGUUACGGCCGCCCCCUCCUCCAAUCACGGCGGCCCACGGCGCGGGCAGACCGGCCAGAGAGCGGCCCGGGGAGGCGGAGCCCGGCGCCUCCGUGGCCCCGCCCCUCAAACCGGCCUUGUCCGGCGACAGGGACGCUGAGCUCGCCAAGCAGAGGCGGGCCGGACUGAGGCACUGCGAAUCAGACGCCACCUCUGACACUAGCGCCCCCAGCAACCACACGGACGCGCCCACCAAGCCCACACAGGUGGUUACGUCGCCUCAGCUACCGAACGCCACGGAAGAGAAGAAGGCUCAGUCCAGGCAGGAGGAGCUGAAGGAAAGAGCCAGGCUUCUGUUGGAGCAGGCCCGACGCGACGCGGCCAUGAAGGCCGGCAGCAAGCACACGCCCUUCGCCUCGGCCCUGCCCCGCCCGGCCCACUGCACCGACGAGCAGGACGAGGAGAGGCGCAGGCAGCUGAGGGAGCGGGCAAGGCAGCUGAUAGCCGAGGCGCGGUCGGGAGUGAAGAUGGGCGACUUCCCCUUCUCCAGCGACAUGGCCGCCUCGGACCGAGCCAAGGGCAGGUCCAAGAUGGCCGGAGAUUUUGUGGAGGAAGAGGAGGAGGAGGGGGGAACUGAGGAAGAGCGGAAUGGCGAUGUCGUGGACGCUGCUGCCAUUAACGCUGUAGAUACUAACCCCGAGGAGGCUCCGGCCUGCUCUUACCUAGGAGAGGCCCAUGGGCUCACUAACCCCAGCACUGACUUUGCCUUUCUCGGAGCGCAGACCAGCCGGCAGGCCGAGCUCAGGCUGAAGAGGCCCCAGGCGACAAACUCCUCCUCUUCCUCCUCCUCCUCCCCGACCGGCUCCUCCCCCUCGUCCUGUAGCCCCGGCGACCGGCCGGAGCAGGAGGGCCUGCAGAGCGAGGAGGACGAGCUUCGAGCCGAGCGUCUGCGCAGAGCCACGGAGAGACUGCGCAGCCCCGUGGUGUUCAACAAGGAGUCUGCCAUCAGGAAAACGCAGCUCAAGUCCUUCAGCCAGUACGUGGACAGCAGGCCAGAGGUGAAGCGGCAGAGAUCGGUACCUGAGGACUCAAAGAGGCCGGCCGAGGAGAGAGGUCCGGCCGCCGACCCGCAGCGAAAGCCAUCUGAAGAUGAAAAAGCGUUCAAAGACACCAGCCAGUAUGUAGUGGGGGAGCUGUCCGCUCUGGAGAGCGAGCAGAGACAGAUAGACUCGCGGGCUUCGCGCGUGGAGAGGAGGCUCCGCUAUCUCAUGGACACAGGGAAUAAUAAGGUGGAAGAGGAGGCCAUGAUGCAGGAAUGGUUCAUGCUGGUGAACAAGAAGAACGCCCUCAUCCGCAGACAGAACCAGCUCUCUCUCCUGGAAAAAGAACAUGAUCUUGAGAGACGCUUUGAGCUGCUGAACCGGGAGUUAAGGGCAAUGCUGGCGAUUGAAGACUGGCAGAAGACGGAGGCCCAGAAGCGGCGGGAGCAGCUGCUGCUGGAUGAGCUGGUGAUUCUGGUGAACAAGCGUGAUGCGCUGGUCAGGGACCUGGACGCCCAGGAGAAGCAGGCUGAAGAGGAAGAUGAACACCUGGAGCGGACUCUGGAGAAAAACAAAGGAAAAAUGGCCAAGAAAGAAGAAAAAUGUGUCCUUCAGUGAUUGUCAUACAAGAGAUUUAGUAAACUCUGUCCGUAUAAUGGAGAGAAAAACACUUAAAUACAGAAACCUUAAAAUUCAGUAACCAUUCAGUUCACAGCUGUGUAGUGUUUACUGCUUACGUUUUUUUAAAGUAGCUUUUUAGUGCUGUGUACUGAACCAAGUUUGGUUCCAUCUUUUAUUUUAAUUUUAAUUUAUUUGUUUAUUCAAACAAGUAAGGUACUUUUUCAAUAUAAUAUGCAUCCCAGCACCAGAAAAUACAAACAUAAGAGCCAGAGGCAUUUGAUACCUCGAUACUGAUCAAAGGUUUUAUAAAGAAAAUAUUUGAUCCAAUGGCUUUUGACUUUUACUAAAAAAUCUACAGACACACAGCCUCAUACUGAAUGUGUUUUACUGUAUAAAGGGUACAUUUCUAAACGCUUUUAGGUACAUUUCAUCUUAAGUAUUUGUUCAUAAUGUAGGGGGGUGUCAGUCAAGGGCAAACACUAGUGGGAAAUGUAAUUUUGUUUUCCUUUUUGUUAUUGUAAGCAGUGUUCUAUAAUUUACGAUUUUGUUUGACAAUUUUGUUCCGUUUUCAGAUGGUUUGCACAUAGCUGCGAACCAUUUUAUGAGGGGAGAAUAUUGCAAAAAAAUAAAAUAAAACGUGUUUAGUUGUUGCUCCAACAGCCAUUAUCUGGCAUUUAGAGACGAUGUUAAAAUGAUUGGUGGGAUUGAAUGGGAGGGUGAAUGAACGACCAGAUUGUAUAUUGAAUAUCAUGAUAAAUAUCUUUCAAGAAAAAAAGUUACAAUUCCUUUGCGAACAAGUGAUUAUUUAUUACCGUUUGUCCAUUAUUUGGUCAUUUACAAAUGACCGUAACAUCCUGACCGUGUACAUUUGCUCAAUUACGUUUUUUUUGUUUGUUUUGUUUUGUUUUUUUUGUUAAUAUUUAUUGUAUACUUUAAAGAGAAAUAUGCAGUCAUGUGCAGAUAUCAAGGUUUCACACAUCUGGUGCAACUGUAUUUUUGUGUGACCAAUUACCUGUUUAUUUAUUCUCGUGUCAUAACAGUCUUCAAUAAAUUCCCAGUACUUUCAUACUCUA